AUGGGUAAAGUCAAAGGAAGAGGAGUGGCGCUAAAUGUUUUAAACGUUUACGCUCCUCAAGGUGUUGUCGUGAAACAAAAUUUGUGGAGGGAAAUUUCGAGUGAAGUUGCGAGUGCUUCCGGUUUGUGGAUUAUCAUGGGAGACUUUAACGCAAUGCAGUUUCCUGAAGAAUGGAAAAGCUCCACGUUCAAGUCUUCAUGUGCUCGCAACUUUAAUGCUUUUAUACAUGAUCUGGGUUUGUUGGAGCCUAGAACGUUUAGAGUUUACAAUUUCUGGUUAGGAAAACAAGGUUAUGAAGAGGCAGUUAAAGCAGCAGUGGAGAGCUUUAAUGACACCAGGAAGUGUCUCAAGAAUUGGAAGGACGAGAUGUUAGAGAAAGAGGGUGAAAGUACAAACAUGGCUAGAAAAGAAGUUGAACAGUUGGAAGAAGAUAUGGAGACCCGAGAUCUUCUAGAAGAAGAAGAAGAGUGGGUUCUUAUGGAGAGUAAAAUAGUGAUCAAGGAAGUGGAAUUAAAAAACAAUGCAGACCUUAAACAAAGGAAGAGGAUUAAGUGGGCCUUGGACGGUGAUGAGAAUUCUAAGUUUUUUCGUGGGGUUACUAACUCGAGAAAAACGAAGAAUUCAAUUCACGGUCUAUGUAUAGGAGGGGAAUGGGUGACGAUACCGAAAAAGAUAAAAAAAGAAAUCCUUGGCUAUUUUAGGAAUCGAUUUAUUGAAAGUAUCCCAGAGCGGCCGGAGUUAGAGUGCCCGAACAUAAAGAAAAUCUCGAAAGAUCACAAGGUGAUGCUCAUUGAAAGUUUCUCCAAAAAUGAAAUUAAAGAUGCGGUUUGUGAGUAUGAUGGGGACAAGGCCCCGGAUUUGGAUGGACUAAAUAUGAAAAUUUUAAAGCAUUUUUGGCACCUCUUUGAGACCGACUUAUAUGAGGUCUUGACUAAUUUUUAUAACGAAGGGAAUAUCAGUUGCGGAAGUGGAUCGUCUUUCAUUACGUUGAUCCUGAAAAUUAACAGUCGAUCUCAAAAAUUAUCGCCCUAUAAAUCUUGUGGGGACUAUUAG
Messenger RNA from Helianthus annuus (common sunflower), 1053 nucleotides. RefSeq lists its product as uncharacterized. The transcript has 3 exons. The record is from RefSeq and is a predicted model, not a curated record. NCBI's taxonomy places the organism in Eukaryota, Viridiplantae, Streptophyta, Magnoliopsida, Asterales, Asteraceae. The coding region runs from base 1 to 1053 and encodes 350 amino acids.